CUGAGGCGAAGAGGGCGGUGGCGGCGGCGGUGGCGGCGAGGCGGCGAAGGUGAUGGCGACGCGGGGCCCAUGAGGCGGCGGCCGGCGGGACGGGCCGAGGCCCGGUGGAGGAGGCGGCUUCGGGGGCGCCCACCGCCGGUUUCUGCUGCCAAAAAAGUCGAGUUAUUGUCUGAAAUGCAAAGCCGAUUGGAAAUAUUUUCAUGGCUGUAAGUCCUCAAAGCUACUCACUUAUUAGGCUGCAGAGAUGGCUCCGGUGGGUCAAAGCCCUUGCUGUAAAAGCAUGAAGAUACAAGUAUCCAUGUAGAAGCUGUACACUGGGGGCUGGAGAACUGGUUCAGCAGGUAACAGUGUGUGCUAGUCUUACAGGGGACCUGACACCUAUCACACUGCUCUAAGGAGAUCUAGCUGCCUUUGGCUUUCAUAGGAACCCACACACAUGGAUUAUAACUUGUGUAUUCAGUGACAGAAGACUUGAUGGAUCCAGUUAGCUCAAAGUCCUGUCUGAUUUUGGUGAAAUUCCCUUUUUAAAAAAAACAACCCUAGGGGUUGGGGAUUUAGCUCAGUGGUAGAGCGCUUGCCUAGCAAGCACAAGGCCCUGGGUUCGGUCCCCAGCUCCGAAAAAAAAGAAAAGAAAAAAAAAAAACAACCUGGGGUUGGGGAUUUAGCUCAGUGGUAGAGCACUCAAGGUCCUGGGUUCGGUCCCCAGCUCCGAAAAAAAGAAAAAGAAAAAAAACCAACCCAAAACUGUUUAUGAGUAAGCUACUAGAAGGCAGGCAGCAGGCUGGCUCACAACUAUAGUGCCACCUGCCUGCUUUGUUCUUUGAGGGUUUUCCUGUAUAGCCCAUGCUGACCCUCCUCCUCCACCCCCCUUUCUUUUUCUGUUAUGGUCUAUGUAGCUUUGGCUGACUUGGAAUUCACUAUGUUAACCAGGUUGUUCUUGAACUCAGACCUGCCUGCUUCUGCCUCCCAAGUACUGGGUUUAAAGGCAUGCCUAGUCCUCGGUCUGAACUCCUUUCCCUGCUUAUCUGUCUCUGUGUGCACUGUCUGUACGCCUGACUCCAGGGGAGGCCAGAAGAGGAUGUUGAUUCCCUGGGAACUGGAGUUACAGAUAGUUGUAGGCUGCUAUGUGGAUGCUGCUAAUUAAACCUGAGUCCUCAUCAAAGCAACAGCACCUGCUUUAAACCACUGCACCAGCCCGCCAGCCCCUGGUUCUAACCUCCUGAUCACCCUGCCUUGUCACCCACUAGUUUAACAUAAGUGUCAGCUUUUCACUUGUAGAAUUCGACAUAGUUGUCUCUGACUUACUGUUUCAUGGGUGUUUUGGAAUCUCCCCUCCCCCGCCCUCUCCCAUAGUAAAACAACAACAAAAUCCAAAGUUACUGUUAAAUUACUGUGAAUAUUCAGGGUUUCUUUUUGUUUUUGAAAUAGGGUCUGUAUUCCAUAAACUAGCUGGCCUCAGACUUCAGGGAGAUCUGCCUGCCUCUGACUCCUGAGUGCUGAGAUUAAAGGUUAUGCACCACCAGGUCCAGCCUCAGGAAUUGUUUUAAGUUUAUUUGUUAAAUAAAAUGAUAAUAGUGAACAAAGCUGGUGUCUUAUGGAUGACAUUUGGCCUCAGCUUUUCAGAGUUUAAUAAUGGACACUGAUUUCUGCUUCAUUGGUUUGUUUUGUUGUCUUGAGACAAGAGUCUUGUAUGUAGCCGGCCAGCCUGGAACUCUGUGGAGACCAAUCUGACCUCAAAUUCACUUUUUAUAUUUUGAGUCACAGUCCAGGUGUUUUCUUUCCCUGACUCUGUGAGGCAUUGGAUCUGUAAAUCACCUCCUGUGGAGGUGGUGUCCCGGUGAGGAGCCAGCUGUGGGUGUUUGAGCAGAACCGCUUGCUCCUACUGGGCUGCUCAAAUCUUAGUGAGAAGCGCUUGCUGUGAGCGAGGCAGGCCUUGGUAGCCUGCUGCAGCUUUUGUUUUCUGCUGGAAUCUUCAAAGUUCAUUGGUGGCUUUGUUUUGAGUCAGGGCCUCCCUUUUAACCCUGGCUGGCCUGGAACUCUAAGACAUCUGCCUGCCUCUGCCUUGCUCUUCCAAAUGCUAUUCGCCACCCUGCCCAGCAGUGCUGAAUUUUCACUAAUUAAUCGUUUCCCUAUUAGAUUUUCUUUUUCUUUUUCUUUUUUUUUUGAUGUAACAGCAAGAGGUAGCUUUAUUAACGAGAUCCCAGGUCUUAGCGGGAUCCCGGGUCGACACGUAUCUCACACAGGAGACAGAGGAAUCGACCUAGAUUUUCUUUUAUUUUUAAGUUAAGUUGAUUUAUUUUGCUUGGAUGUAUGUAUGUGUACUGUGUGCUUAUCUGGUGCCUGCAGAGGCCAAAACUAGGUAUCACAUCCCCUGGAACUAGAGUUAACAGAAUUGUGAGCCUCUAAGUGGAUGCUGGGAACUGCUCCCAGGUCCUCUGGAAGAGCAGACAGUGAGCCUAACUGCUGAGACAUCUGUCCAGCCCCUAUCAGGUUUUCAUGGAGCCUGAUGAUUUAAAAACAUUGAGGUCACUGUUAAUUUCUCUUGUCACUUGUUUUGGGAGGAGAGAAGAGUGGUAGUCACAGUCAAGCCUGUUUCCAUCUCAUUCUGAGUGACCCCUGUAGCACACAGAGAACUUUGUUUCUUCCUGAAAGUGACAUGUUAGUGACUCAUUGUUUUCUGUGGGAGGAAGUUUAUGACCAGAUCUUUUCUUUUUCUCUUCCAGAGAGAAUUUGGGAAAGUAACAAACACAGCACAGAGUCUGAAAGGAGGUUUUGGGUAACGGAGGUUCUGGUUAACAGGGCAAACCAAUUCCACCACCAUGAGUUGGAGCUUCCUGACUCGCCUGCUAGAGGAGAUACACAACCAUUCGACGUUUGUAGGGAAGAUCUGGCUCACUGUGCUGAUUGUCUUUCGAAUUGUCCUAACUGCGGUAGGAGGAGAGUCCAUCUACUAUGAUGAGCAAAGCAAAUUUGUGUGCAACACAGAGCAGCCGGGCUGUGAGAACGUCUGCUAUGAUGCCUUUGCCCCGCUCUCCCACGUGCGCUUCUGGGUAUUCCAGAUCAUCCUGGUUGCUACUCCCUCUGUGAUGUACCUGGGAUAUGCUAUUCACAAGAUUGCCAAAAUGGAGCACGGCGAGGCAGACAAGAAGGCAGCUCGGAGCAAACCCUAUGCCAUGCGUUGGAAGCAGCACCGGGCUCUGGAAGAAACGGAAGAGGACCAUGAAGAGGAUCCUAUGAUGUACCCAGAGAUGGAGUUAGAAAGCGAGAAAGAAAAUAAAGAGCAGAGCCAACCAAAACCCAAGCAUGAUGGCCGCCGACGCAUUCGUGAGGAUGGGCUCAUGAAAAUCUAUGUGUUGCAGCUGCUAGCCAGGACUGUGUUUGAGGUGGGCUUUCUCAUAGGGCAGUAUUUCCUGUAUGGCUUCCAAGUACACCCAUUUUAUGUGUGCAGCAGACUUCCUUGUCCUCAUAAGAUAGACUGCUUUAUUUCUAGACCCACUGAAAAGACCAUCUUCCUUCUGAUAAUGUAUGGUGUCACAGGCCUCUGCCUAUUGCUUAACAUUUGGGAGAUGCUUCAUCUAGGGUUUGGGACCAUUCGAGACUCACUAAACAGUAAAAGGAGGGAACUUGAUGAUCCGGGUGCUUAUAAUUAUCCUUUCACUUGGAAUACACCAUCUGCUCCCCCAGGCUAUAACAUUGCUGUCAAACCAGAUCAAAUCCAGUACACUGAGUUGUCCAAUGCUAAGAUUGCCUACAAGCAGAACAAAGCCAAUAUCGCCCAGGAGCAGCAGUACGGCAGCCACGAGGAGCACCUCCCGGCCGAUCUGGAGACCCUGCAGCGGGAGAUCAGAAUGGCCCAGGAACGCUUGGAUCUAGCAAUCCAGGCCUACCAUCACCAGAACAACCCCCAUGGUCCUCGGGAAAAGAAGGCCAAAGUGGGGUCCAAAUCUGGGUCCAACAAAAGCAGUAUUAGUAGCAAAUCAGGAGAUGGGAAGACCUCCGUCUGGAUUUAAUCUUGGUUGGGCUUAAAGCUUGGGUUUCCAUAGUUUAUGGUAAGCAGCAACUUGCUGAAUGAUGACUCCCAUUGAGUAAACAUCUGGCUCUGGUUAUCUUCAGGGAUGCUGUUGGCUCGUGAUCCAAACUCAGGGGACUGAAAGUGGAUCUGGGAUGAGUCCGGAGCGGGAAACACAGUGUUCCCAGGCACAGGUUCUCAGCAAUAAUGCAGUUGCAGAACUCUAAGCUGUGUCUUCCAGAUCCGGAGAAGAACAGAUAUAUUUAAAUCAUUCUUGUUGAACAGUUUUGUAUGUACAGUAUUAUGGUACAUUUUUUUUUAGUAUGAUAACUUUUUUGUAUUUGUACAUUGGACUGCUGUAGUUACACUUUUUUAUAUUAAAGGAAAAAUCCUUGUAAA
Messenger RNA from Rattus norvegicus (Norway rat), 4408 nucleotides. NCBI's taxonomy places the organism in Eukaryota, Metazoa, Chordata, Mammalia, Rodentia, Muridae. The record is from RefSeq and is a predicted model, not a curated record.